Messenger RNA from Rubroshorea leprosula, 1118 nucleotides. The record is from the annotation of a GenBank genome assembly. Lineage: Eukaryota; Viridiplantae; Streptophyta; Magnoliopsida; Malvales; Dipterocarpaceae.
CUCUUCUUUUCUUCCCCCUGCAGCCGAACAAGAACCAUGCUGCCGGCAGCCCUCCCUUGAAGGAAAAUGGGUAAAAGCUUGGUAUUUUUCCCUUCUUUUCUUGUUCUAGAACAGAUUUAGAACCCAGAAAUUUCCCCCACCCCUCUUCAGAAUCCCAGAUCUGCUCUGCUUUGUCUUCACCGUCUGCUGCUCUUGGUGUGGGUGGCGAAAUUUCCAGUUUUUUUUGUAGAGUUCUUGAUUUUUCUCCCCAAUUCCCGCCGGCUCCUCCCCAAACUGCAGCUCCGGUUUUGCUUGCUGGAUUUUUGAUUCCUGAUCGUUCUGUCAGUUUAGCACUGAGAUCGAGUUUUCGGUUUUAUGCGAGUGAGGUAAGUAAAUUAUGGUAACGCCCUUUGAUUUUAAAGCAUAUUUUAAUUUGUUUUUGAAAUGGUGGCGAGACUAAACCCGUUUUACACAAAUAUGAGCAUGACUAAUUUGAAAUGAAAUUAUUAUGCUUUUCAUUAAAUUGAGCAUGUCUACCUUAAAUUUAAUUGAUUGUCCUGAUGAUCUGAAAGUGAUUGGUGCAUUAUGAUUUUUCUGUUAACUUCUGCCUAUUUUGUCUCUGAUGUGGUCAUGUUAUUAGUGACCCUACUAGUGGGGGAGGUUAUAAACGCUAGCACAUGUCAACAUGUUAUUGAUAGAACCGGUUCGUUCGAGUGACCCUGCUAGUGGAGGUUAUACACCAGCAAAUACUGUAGCCUGCCAGUGGGAGGUUUAUAACACUAGCCAUGACCUAUAGAUGAGACAUCUAUUUCGUUCUCGUACUGUAUUCGUUUUUCGUGAUUGCACUUGUUGGCAUGCUAUAAGUUUAAUAAGGGCACUCCAUAUUUUACUUACUGAGUUUAUCUCAUAGUUUUUCCUUGUCCACCAUUUCAGGAAGCGAAACCGAGGACGGGGAAACCACAGGAAGUGACGAGUUAGAAGGCUAACCAUUUUGAGAUUGACAUAGAUUUUAGAAAUAAAUCAUGCUUUGUAAGAUAGAUUUUACCUUGAAUUUAUGAGAUCAAAACAGAUUUCGAUCAUUAGAUCAAUUACUUGGAUUUAAGUCAUUUUGGUUAUAGAAAUAAAUUGAGGGGUUUGAU